AUGGGGUCGGCCCCGCUAACGGCGGCAGGGAGCAGGGUGUGUGCCCCGGAACAGCCGGGUGAGGGCUCCUCCGGUCUCUUUCAGAUCGCCGUCCGAGCCUGCUUCCUGGGCUUCGUGUUCGGCUGCGGGGUGCUGCUGAGUUUCAGCCAGUCUUCUUGGGAUCACUUUGGCUGGUACAUGUGCUCCCUGUCCUUGUUCCACUACUCGGAAUACUUGGUCACGGCGGUCAACAACCCGAAAAGCCUGUCCCUGGACUCCUUCCUCCUGAACCACAGCCUGGAGUACACCGUGGCCGCCCUUUCUUCCUGGAUAGAGUUCACCCUUGAGAACCUCCUCUGGCCAGAACUGAAGCAGGUCACCUGGCUCAGCACCACGGGCCUGCUGAUGGUGGUCUUCGGAGAGUGUCUGAGGAAAGCGGCGAUGUUUACAGCUGGUUCCAACUUCAACCACGUGGUGCAGAAUGAAAAGUCAGAAACCCACACUCUGGUGACGAGCGGGGUGUAUGCCUGGUUCCGGCACCCUUCUUACGUGGGGUGGUUUUACUGGAGUAUCGGAACCCAGGUGAUGCUCUGCAACCCCAUCUGCGGCGUGGGCUACGCGCUGACGGUGUGGCGCUUCUUCCGCGACCGGACGGAAGAGGAGGAGAUCUCGCUGAUCCACUUCUUCGGGGAGGAGUACCUGGAGUACAAGAAGCGGGUGCCCACGGGCCUGCCCUUCAUAAAGGGGGUCAAGGUGGAGCUAUGACCCCGGGGCGCGGCGCCUCCCACUCCGAGCAGCCCGGGACAAAACGGCCUCCGGUGGGCCACUCUGCAGGAUGGAUUCUCUUAAUCACUUUAUACUCACCAUUUCCUCUUUGGGAACAUCCCUCAAGACCAAAGGUCAGAGGCCUUAGGACCAAAGGCCCCCUCCCCCAACUUCCCGGAGCGUCUGUUCUUGGGCUGAAUCGAGAGCUGGGAUGGGAAUGAAAGAUGAACAAGGAGCGGAUAACAGCAUUAUCGGCAGCGCUGGGCGGGCCUGGCCGCAGGAGGCCUCGCUGCAUUUGGGCUGUAACCAAGCCCCCGCCCCCAGGCCAGGUGGACUCAUUACUCGGAAUCAGGUUUCUUCCGCCGGAAGGGGCGUGGGCACCAGGGCUUUCUAGCGUCAGAGAUAUAUUUUAACCGAAACCACCCCUAACCACCUCAUUCCCAUCCUCCGUGGGCGCAUGAGCAUCUAUCCAGUUUUAAGCCACUUCCUGAUAAGGCUCUCCAUGUAUUUAUCCUAUUGACACACCUGUUUUUAUGAAUGGCAGUGUGCGUGCAGAGGGGCUCGGUGUUUACAGCCCCAACUCCUAUUUGGCACAAAGGAAGCAUCCACACCUGGCCAAUUGGCUUUGUGUUACCAGGGAGCCCCGCCCCUCCCAUGGCCUCCUGGCCUGCCCCUGCCCUCCCCCAGUGGGGCUGUCAUCAGUGGCAGGCAUGUCCGAGAUGUGUCCUUAGUCCUUUGUCCAAGAAGCGGUUCCUGGACGCCUGCUCUCUGCGAGGCCUUGUCAGACACUGGGAAGUACUGCCCUCCAUCGAUUUGGGUUCUAUUUUUUACCAUAGCGUGUAGUUUUGUGUUUUGAUUCAAAUCUAUUAACUUGAUUUCUAUGUUUCGUUCUCAAAAUUUCAUCGUCCCUGAUGCCACUUCAAACUGUCUUCCAAAGGGGUGUGAGCGCUCGCACAGCUGCACAAUGCAAGGCGACUCGUGAAAGUCUUACCUAGAGCAAGCAGUCCCGACUGAGAGUUAGUCCUGCUUUUGUCUUUCCAGUUCAGGGAGAGUGGUUGGCUGUAGGAGUCAAACAUGAGCUGUAAAGACCUUCGUUUAGUUCCGGACGAGACAGGAGCGUGGUCUGUGAGAUCCUUCCGCGCAGGGCGGCGGCGGCGCUGGGACCGCGGCGGAGCGCAGACCUGCGGCCUCCGAGGAGCCACUACCUUUCCGUGCCUAGACUCCCCAUCUGUAGAAUGGGGUCAAUACCGCCUACCUCACAGGGGUGUGAAGACUCAGAAGAACGUCAAACGUUUUUAAUGCUUAGAGGACAGAGGACAUUGUGGAAUCUGUACUGUGUGAGAGUUGCGCAAAAAUGGACAUUCGGUUAACUGUACCAGAUGCCGGAAAUGUGUGCAAAAGAGCAUUUUACCAACUCAAAAUAGUAUUAAUUUCUAGAUUU
Messenger RNA from Myotis lucifugus (little brown bat), 2185 nucleotides. It is a transcript of the gene ICMT, whose product is annotated as isoprenylcysteine carboxyl methyltransferase. Gene Ontology annotation, cellular component: endoplasmic reticulum; membrane. The record is from RefSeq and is a predicted model, not a curated record. Gene Ontology annotation, molecular function: protein C-terminal S-isoprenylcysteine carboxyl O-methyltransferase activity. NCBI's taxonomy places the organism in Eukaryota, Metazoa, Chordata, Mammalia, Chiroptera, Vespertilionidae. Gene Ontology annotation, biological process: C-terminal protein methylation. The transcript has 5 exons. Bases 1 to 744 code for a protein of 247 amino acids.